Molecule: messenger RNA, 829 nt
Organism: Talaromyces proteolyticus
Lineage: Eukaryota; Fungi; Ascomycota; Eurotiomycetes; Eurotiales; Trichocomaceae
Product: putative glutathione-S-transferase theta, GST
Exons: 2
Coding region: 155-829 (224 amino acids)
Source: RefSeq, a predicted model, not a curated record
GUUUGAAUUCAACCUAUUACCCGUUUUUUGGUCCUAUUUUGCCAAUCCUCAGUCUCUCCCACCGGCUUGCUGACAUCGAUACACUCCACUUGGAUCGUAACCAAUGCGCCUAGACACAGCAUGAUUAUUCAUUAAUUGCGGGGUAACAGCAUUUAUGGCAGAGGUUUACAAUCGAGAAAGAAAUGGCGACUCCAACAAACCCCCGAAAAUAAAGCUCUAUUACACUCCUGGCUCAUGCUCUUUCGCACCGCAUAUAUUACUCUUCGAGGCAGGUCUUAAUUUUGAACCGAUACUAGUUGAGCGAAGGAAUUCAUCUAAGACAAUACUUUCGAUCAACCCAAAGGGUCGAGUACCUGUAUUAGUCCUUGACAACGAACAUGUCAUCACCGAGGUUCCCGCCAUUCUAACCGCAAUCGCACUUCACGUUCCUGAGAGGAAGCUUCUGGGAUUGACAAUUCUCGAAACUGUCCGAGUAUACGAGUGGUUAAACUGGCUCUCCGGAACUUUACACGGCCAGGCAUUUGCAGGUUGGUGGCGAGCCGACCGAUUUAUCGAAGACCCUACCGACGAAGACAAAGAGAAGCUAAAGAGAAAGGCUUAUAAAACCAUUCAAGGUUGUUAUGAAAUGAUCGAGGCCAAGCUUUCAAAGUCGAAAUCACCUUUUUCAGUUGGAAGUUCUAUGACCGUUGUCGAUGCCUUUUUGGCAGUCUUCUACCGAUGGGGUUGUGGUCUAGGGUUUAAAAUGAGUGUUUAUGAAAAGUAUACGGAACUAUGGAACGCAUUGCUUGAGCGUCAAUCUGUCAUUCAAGCUCUGAAAUACCAAGAUUGA